This is a messenger RNA of Schistocerca gregaria, 1188 nucleotides long. Its product is annotated as cytochrome P450 4g1-like. The record is from RefSeq and is a predicted model, not a curated record. The coding region runs from base 1 to 1188 and encodes 395 amino acids. NCBI's taxonomy places the organism in Eukaryota, Metazoa, Arthropoda, Insecta, Orthoptera, Acrididae. The transcript has 5 exons. Gene Ontology annotation, molecular function: monooxygenase activity; heme binding; oxidoreductase activity, acting on paired donors, with incorporation or reduction of molecular oxygen.
AUGCUAUUGGUGAUGGUGGCACACCCAGACGAUGUCCAGCACAUCCUGCUGACGUCCAAGCUGGUAGACCGUGGCACCUUAUGCACCAACGCUAUGCGGGCCUUCGUCGGUGAUGGGUUAGUCACCGUUGAUGUUAGCCGGUGGAAGGUGCACCGCAAACUUAUCAACCCCACAUUCCACUCUGAGAUUCUGGAGGGAUUUCUGGAGGCUUUCCACGACGGUGGUCUCUUCGUGAGCGAGCGCCUAGCCAGGACUAGAGGCGCAGCUACCGAGGUUCAUCCUCCAGUGUUCUUGGCAGCCUUCCGUAGCUUCUGCAGCACCGUCAUUGGCAUGAACCCCGACCUUCUCAUACCAAACGCCUUGGCAGAGGAGAUGUCUGCCGCAGUGAACGAUGGCGUGACCACCGUGCAGGACUGGGCCCUUAAGUGCAUCGCCAUGAGGUCGGCAGCCACAGAGGAUGGACCUACAAAGACACGCCAGCGUCUGCUGGAAGCUCUGCUCAAGCCAGGCGGUCAGACUGCAAUGCCACUCGAUGAGGUUCAGGGAGAGCUCAUGAAUCUUCUGAUAGCCGGCACGGAGACGACGGCCGUGGCCGUCAGCUACACCCUGGCUCUGCUGGCCCUCCACCCUGAGUGGCAGGAUGCAGCCCACCAGGAGCUGAAGGACGUCUUUGGCGAGGGUGACGACUACCUGCGGGCACCCGGCCUUGCAGACCUAGGCAGACUCAGGGUGCUGGAGAGCAUCAUCAAGGAGACACUGAGACUGUUCCCAACGGUCCCAAUACUUCCUCGGAUGGUCACAGAAGACCUCUGGCUGUCUGGAGGGUCCGGACGGAAGGUUUUCGUCCCUGAGGGUACCCUGCUUCUUGUGAUGCCCUUCCUCACACACCGCCUGCCGCAGUUCUUCCAGGACCCACAGCAGUUCGACCCUUCGCGCUUCUUGGAGGACCGCGUCAACAAGGAUCAUGCAUGCAGCUACCUGCCAUUUGGGUUGGGCGCGCGCAGCUGUGUGGGUUCCCAAUACAGUCGCCUGCAGCUCAAAGUCUUCCUGGCAGACGUACUGCGGCGCUUCCGCUUCCUGCCAUGUAGCCAGCGGGAGGACCUGGAUGACAGUGCGCUCGCCUUCAGCCUAAAUCCUGUCAAGCCAAUCAGAGUCUCAUGCAUUCCUGUGGAUGGCCGUAACACAUAG